ACUCAAUCGUCUCGAAUGGCUGGAGCGGAAGCUGCAUUUGUGGAUGAGGAGAUCCUUUCUUCGAUCUAAGUCUACAUAUGAUGCUAGUGCUGAAGUGACGUAUCCGGAGUCUACGGCCUUGAAAACACAACAUCUUCCCAAGCCGCUUUCUCAGAGUUUGCGGAAUUUGUUUUCAGGGUAUCCUUCUCGAUCCUUGAAACGAGAUGGUCUCGCACUGCGUGAUGAUCUGGUUAUUCGGUCAGCAAGACAUCCAAAUGUGUCUACGAACACUUCUGGUGAACAAGUGAGUCGUAUAAGGAACGAGAGAUAUGCAGCCGUACUGUUUGCUGCCACCAGAAUGCCAUCAUGUUAUGCAGCUACUCGAAGAGUGUUUCAUGAGAUUGCUUGCAGGGAACCAGCAUUUAAACCUCAAACACUUCUGGACUUUGGGUCUGGUGUUGGGACAACUGUCUGGGCGGCUCAUAGCCUAUGGGGUGGCAGUAUUAAAGAAUUCCAGUGCAUUGAUUCGUCAAACCAGAUGAAUGAAGUAGCUGCAUCACUGCUACGCAGUGGGAAGCAGGACAGUGAUGUACACUGGGAGGAUACAUCACCACACAUUGGCAAUGUGUACUUCAAACAGUUUAUGCCAAUGUCGGACAAAGUGUGCUAUGAUAUCGUAGUGUCGGCGUACACUUUGGAGGACAUACCAACACUCAAACUUCAGACAGAUAUCAUCAGAGCUAUGUGGAAAAAAGCAUCAAAAUUUUUGGUCAUCAUCGAAUCUGGUACCGUUGCUGGAUUUCACAAUGUUCUACUUGCACGAGACACGGUCCUCAAUACAUUAACCGAUCGAAUACCUGAUUGGCCGAGAGGUCAUGUCUUUGCACCAUGCACACACGACUUAAUCUGCCCUCACAGAGUUACAGACACUCGUAAGCAGUGCAAGUUUGGCCAGCGAGCAGAGCUCUCUUUAGCUGAAUUGUCAACAGGAUUGAAAGCACUUAGUUACAACUUGGAAAAGUUUUCUUACAUUGUGUUGAUGAAAGGGGAAAGAUCGGCUCCAGUGGAAGGAGUAAAUACUCACAGGAUUGUUGAGCCAGAAAGGAAACGAACACGACAUGUCGUUUGCAAGAUUUGUACACAAGAUGGAAAUCUCAAACAGACAGUUAUAUCAAAGUCUAAAGGGAAAUCUGUUUAUAAACAUGCCAGAUCACUAAAGUGGGGUGAUCUUCUGGUUUUGCCGAAGCACAUACCCUUUACAUUUGUUGAGCGAUUCCCUACAGUAACAGAUGCUGAAGAAGGAGAAGAAGAAAUGGCUACAGAAGCCAAUAUGGAAUUACAUAGCAAAUAAGUAAGUACGACUGACCAUUGUUAGAAUGUCUACAGGUCUGCUACAUGCACAUUAUACAUCACAUCAAAAACUGUUGAAUUUUAAAACACCGGUAUUUUCCUUGCAUAUAAAUUGUCCGUAGUCCCAUGAAUCCAGUUGUCUCCCCUUUACUCACUGAAACUGACAAAAUGGAGGAAUGACUGCCCAUGCAAGAGUGAUUAUUUUGCUUUGACUUGUGCAUGGUUUGUUUGUGUGACAACAUAAAUACA
This is a messenger RNA of Corticium candelabrum, 1578 nucleotides long. RefSeq names its product methyltransferase-like protein 17, mitochondrial. NCBI's taxonomy places the organism in Eukaryota, Metazoa, Porifera, Homoscleromorpha, Homosclerophorida, Plakinidae. Gene Ontology annotation, biological process: translation. Gene Ontology annotation, molecular function: methyltransferase activity; structural constituent of ribosome. Bases 44 to 1330 code for a protein of 428 amino acids. Gene Ontology annotation, cellular component: mitochondrial small ribosomal subunit. The transcript has 15 exons. The record is from RefSeq and is a predicted model, not a curated record.